GGGAUAGUUCGGGGUAGAGUCUAGGUCUGUGGAGCAAUUCCGGAGUAUUGUGGCCGGCCGUCAGCACUUGAAACGCUGUUAGUCGCUGGUCCCUGCCGACUCGCCGAGUUGGGAUGUGAUUAUCAAGGGCCACCAGGGUAUCGCAUCCACAUUACUACACUACGCAAGACGCCAAAGGUCCACCACUGUCACCACUGUCACCGCUGUCACCACUGUCACCACUGUCAACACACACCCUAUCACCACUAUUAACCCUAUCACCACUGUCACCCUGUCACCCUGUCACCACUGUCACCAACCGAUAUCGUCGCCUUUGCUUGGUCCAGUACUUGAACACAGCCGCAGCGGGGCGGCACUACACUGACAAGUCCACACCCGGGAAGGCCAAAACAAAAAGGCCGUCCCGUCCAGGGCGUCUCCCAACUUCCCCACCCAGACUAGGACUUGGUUAUCCGCUGCAGACAUGGCCAAGACGGAAGAGUUCCAGAUCCGCCCCAAGGGCUGGGAGAAUGACGCCGACGAGGAGCGGAUCCGCUUCUCUAGCCUCGACUACCUGGCGGCCAGCACGUACAACAGCUACGCGCUCUUCUUCCGCCUCGACGACGCCGCGCGGGCCAAUGCAGUUGAGGUGCUCAAGAAGGGCCUCGCCGUGACGCUGGCGCAGUGCCGGCAGCUGGUGGGCACCAUCGAGAAGAACGCCGGCGACGACGACCACUCGUUCGUCAAGCGGCGCGACUCGGCCGUCAAGCUGGUCGUCAAGACGUUCGCGCCCGGCGACGGCGUGCCGUCGCUUGACGAGCUCGAGAAGGCCCACUUCGCGUCGUCGGCGCUGGGCGACUCGUCGCGGCUGCUCGUCGUCGACGGCAUGACGUACGGCGAGAAGCCUGAGUGCCUGCCCAGCGCCAAGCCCGUCGUCGCCGCCUUCCAGGCCAACCUGGUCCCCGGCGGGCUCGUCUUCCUCAUGAACCACCACCACUACGCCAACGACGUCAUGGGCUGGGCCAACUCGGUCCACCAGCUCGCCGACAACUGCCGCGCCCUCGUCGCCGGCACGCCCCUGCCGCCGUGGGACCCGGCCAACCUCGACGCUUCCCGCUUCACCGCCACCGGCUUCCCCUCGGCCGGCAAGGUCGACGGGCCCAUCCCGCCGGCGCGCCACCCGGACCUGCGCGAGCACGCGUCGCUGCUCUUCCACCUGCCGCAGAGCAAGGCCGCGGCGCUCAAGCAGCUCGCCACCCCGUCCGACCCGGACAGGUGGAUCUCGACGUACGACGCCUUCACCGCCAUGAUCUGGCGCACGCUCACGCGCCACCGUGCGGCACUGUACAAGUCGGACCCAGCCGGCUCGCCGCUCUUCCUCGAAGCCCGCAACCUGUUCUGGGCCGCCGCGUCGGCGUACGCGCCGGACCCGCUGCUGACAACGCACGCCGUGGCGUCGGCGUCGCCCGACGACGGUGGCGUCCCGCUGGCGCGGCUCGCCAGCUACAUCCGCAGCCUCACCGACGGCUGCGACCAGGCGGCGCUCGACGCCGCGCUGGCCACGCUGGCGCCCGUCCGCGACAAGACGGUCCUCUUCACGCGCGUCAACUCGUUCCCGCCGCUGACCAUGGCGACGACCGACUGGCGCGACACGGAUGUCUGUGGUGCUGACUUUGGCUUCGGCAAGCCCGUGGCGUUCCGGCAUCUGUUCGAUGCGGUGACGGAGGGCCUCGUGCUGAUUUACCCGCCCCGGGCGGCUGCUGGUACUGAUGAGGGAUGUGAGUUUGUGCUUAUGGUUGAGAAGGAGGUUGUGGAUGGCUUGAUGGCGGAUAUCGAGUUUGGACGGUACUUUGAGUUCAGGGGGUACGAGGUCAGGAGGUACGAGGUCAAAGGGUAGGUGUGUGGUUGGUGGAUUAGUGUGGAUGAGAGACGUGAGACGAGAUGCAGGAGUAAAGGAUGAACGAUAUUUCUUGAGAACUAAGGCCUCUUUGCUUUCACUCUGGCUUUGGUCCCGUUAAACAAACACGCUUUCAAAUUCAACACCAAGAGUUUU
Molecule: messenger RNA, 2032 nt
Organism: Lasiosphaeria miniovina
Lineage: Eukaryota; Fungi; Ascomycota; Sordariomycetes; Sordariales; Lasiosphaeriaceae
Exons: 2
Coding region: 464-1876 (470 amino acids)
Source: RefSeq, a predicted model, not a curated record